Medicago truncatula (barrel medic) is the source of this 622-nucleotide messenger RNA. RefSeq lists its product as uncharacterized. Lineage: Eukaryota; Viridiplantae; Streptophyta; Magnoliopsida; Fabales; Fabaceae. The record is from RefSeq and is a predicted model, not a curated record. The coding region runs from base 196 to 606 and encodes 136 amino acids. The transcript has 2 exons.
CGAAAUAUACCUAUUCUUAAUUAUUUGCAUUCUAUUUUAUCAACGUUUGUGAUGUUUUUGUUUGUUAUUUUUUUAGGGUGCAGUAUGCUUGCCAAACAUGUUUGGCGGUGACUUCGGAGAUCAAAUUGGGCGCUAUGCAAUAUUGAUUGAUAGGUUUCACAAGAGUAUCCCCUACCCGGUUUUUGAUCCCCCCCUAUGCAUUUCCUUCUUGACAAGAUGAAUUUGCAAGCAACUUUCGAUGACUAUCUCCCCCAAAUAACAUCUCUUCUCGCUUAUCGUCACAAUAUCACUGACAUGGUUCUUGAUUUCGAAAAAAAAUUAACCGAGUAUGAUGUUACUAAAGGUUGCAUGAUUCUACUUUACACCGGCAAUGUUCCGCAGAUGCUUGAUACACUCUUAACAACUGUGAAUAUUAUCGAUGAUUGCGGUAACAGAUGGGUUUGUGAGCUAACUUUUGCAACUUUUCCUUAUGAACACUUCAAGAUAGGACGGCGUUGGAAUAGGUUUGUGGAAGCUCGCAGGCUCCGUGAAGGUGUGAAGAUCAGAGGGGGUGCUCCGAUGGUUGGGUCACAUGAUACCAUCUACCUUGAUGUUAUUUACAAUUAGUCCAUGUUUAGAUAAA